Molecule: messenger RNA, 606 nt
Organism: Trichomonas vaginalis G3
Lineage: Eukaryota; Parabasalia; Trichomonadida; Trichomonadidae
Product: GTPase protein
Exons: 1
Coding region: 1-606 (201 amino acids)
Biological process (GO): regulation of endocytosis
Cellular component (GO): endosome
Molecular function (GO): GTP binding; GTPase activity
Source: RefSeq, a predicted model, not a curated record
AUGCUUGGACAUAAGUUUGAUUAUUCCUUAAAAGUUGUUGUUGUUGGUGACUCGGGUGUAGGCAAAACAUGCUUCCUUCUUAGGUUUGUUAGAGAUCAGUAUGAAGGCGAAACACAGCCAACACUUGGUGUUGAAUUUCUUACAAAAGUGGUUGCCACUGAAACUCAUAGAAUACAGUUGCAGCUUUGGGAUACAGCAGGACAAGAGCUUUUCCGCUCUGUUACACGCGGCUAUUAUCGUGGAUCUGCUGGCGCCAUUGUUGUUUUUUCACUUUCUAGCCAAGAUUCAUUCAAUAGUGUAUCACAAUGGCUUCAAGAUAUCAAAGAUGUUGCUAGAGCUGAUGUAGUCACUAUUUUGAUUGGAAACAAAUCUGAUUUGACAGAAGAAAGAUCUGUCACCCGUGAACAGGCAGAAGCCUUCGCUAAAGAACAUAAUAUGGAAUACUUCGAGACCUCUGCUAAAACAGGUGAAGGCGUUAUCGAAGCUGUUAAUGGAUGCGUCAGGCUUAUUGAAAAGAAGGUUGAUGAAGGCUCUUACGAAUUUCAAUCAGGUGGUAACGAAGAUAUUGUCUUCCACCCCGAAAAGAAAGAAUCAAAAUGUUGCUAA